AUGAGCUGGGGGAGAAGCAGCCUGACCAGGCUGGCCCCCCUCAGCAGCAAACAAUUCGUUGCUGGAGCUGCCCCUCGUCGCUUUUAUGCUGUUGCUUCCGGAGCAACGCGAUUCCAAGUCUUCAACCGACGGGCAAAAUGGCUUCAGAAGGAGCGUGCAGCUUUCAAUACCGAGGAAAGCCGGGUGGCGGACUAUCUGAAGGACGAGGUGGCCAUACGGCUGACAGAGAGACUCCUUGAUAUAAGGCGGCACUUCCCCCGAGCUCUCGAUCUCGGCGCCAAUUCAUGCAACGUUGCAAAAGCCCUCGUGCGCGAGAACCCUGAUCCUGACCCCGACGUCACCGAGUCACCACCUCUCUCGACCCGUAUCGGCGAGCUCAUUGCCACUGAUUCUUCCGAGACCAGACUCUACAGAGAUGCCGACCAUGAGUUCAACAACAAAAUCUCCAUCACCCGUCAAGUCGUCGAUGACGAGGAAACCAUCCCGUUUGAGCCCGAAAGUUUCGACCUCGUGCUGAGCUCUCUAAGCUUACACUGGAUCAACGACCUCCCUGGAGUGCUGUCCCAGAUCAACAACGUCCUCAAGCCAGACUGCCCCUUCAUCGGCGCAAUGCUUGGGGGCGAUACGCUGUACGAACUACGAACAUCCCUCCAGCUGGCAGAACAGGAGCGAAGAGGCGGCAUGUCCCCUCACGUCUCGCCGCUGGCUGACGUGCGAGACGUGGGUGGCCUGCUCCAGAAAGCAGGCUUCAAGAUGUUGACGGUGGACGUUGACGACAUCAUUGUCGACUACCCGGACACGUUUGCCCUGAUGCAGGACCUCCAGGCAAUGGGAGAGAGCAAUGCCAUCCUGAACCGCGAGAUGGGCCCCAUCCGGAGAGACGUUCUGCUUGCCAACGAGGCCAUCUACAAGGAACUGCAUGGCAAUCCGGACGGAUCUAUUCCUGCGACUUUUAGAAUUAUAUACAUGAUUGGUUGGCGCGAAGGAGAGAACCAGCCGCAACCCCUAGCUAGGGGAAGUGGCCAGACGAAUCUAAAGGAUAUUUUAGAAAAGAAGGAGUAG
Trichoderma asperellum CBS 433.97 is the source of this 1062-nucleotide messenger RNA. RefSeq lists its product as uncharacterized. Gene Ontology annotation, cellular component: mitochondrion. Gene Ontology annotation, molecular function: S-adenosylmethionine-dependent methyltransferase activity. Gene Ontology annotation, biological process: mitochondrial respiratory chain complex I assembly. NCBI's taxonomy places the organism in Eukaryota, Fungi, Ascomycota, Sordariomycetes, Hypocreales, Hypocreaceae. The record is from RefSeq and is a predicted model, not a curated record.